Orbicella faveolata is the source of this 12152-nucleotide messenger RNA. RefSeq names its product centrosomal protein of 290 kDa-like. NCBI's taxonomy places the organism in Eukaryota, Metazoa, Cnidaria, Anthozoa, Scleractinia, Merulinidae. The record is from RefSeq and is a predicted model, not a curated record.
UCGAAUUUGUGUAUAAAACAGUUAUAGCAUGUCUUCUUCUCCCCAUUCCAUAUAUAGAGUUGAGAAAAAUAAGAAAAAAAAAACAACUAGAAUUUAUAACUGAAAAAAGCAAAACCGCCUAAAUAACAAAUCAUUCGAAUGUUCCGCCAUGAAGCUGUCAAGGGAAGAAAAGAAAUAUUGGAAAACAUUUGACCCUUAGUGCUGAAGUGGACAUUAAUUUCUUGUUUCUUGAUCUUUAUUGUAAUAACACCAUAAAAGUAGGCAAAUUAUAAAUAAAAAUGAAUUACAUAAUCGUCUUAAAAAAAAGUCUCAGGAGCCGGAAAACUGGAAUUAUUGCAGGAAAACCUCAUGAACAAAAAUUAAUCUCGACCAAUGGCCUACAUGAAGAGACUUAAAUUAUUAUUUGUUUAUUUUAAGGAUGUUUUAUCAGCCAUGGACAAGGAAGACCUCAUACAAGAAGUCAUCUCUUUGAAUGGGCAGGUCAACUCCUUGGAGGAAACCUUCAGCUGCCUGAACCUGGAGAAAGGUAAGAUAGAGGAAGCUUUUGAUAGUUUGAGAAAGCAAAUCUCAGGCCGGGGAGAUGACAGCCAAGAUGAAGGCGAAGCAAACGAAAGCAAAUCCAGUGAUAAAAAUAGUUCCCUUAGUCAAUUCUCCUCAAUGGAAACUGCCCUCAAACGGAGCCAGGAAAGAGAAUCUGAACUACAACAUGAGGUGGUUAAUGCUGAAAAGAAGAUCUCUAACUUGGAAUACCAACUGAAGACGUCUAAGGAGAAGCUGAAUACGGCAGAAUUAUCCAUUAAGGAUUCUGAACAGCAAGUUCUUUCUCUUAAGGAGGAGCUUCUGAUGUUCAACAAAAAGGAGACAACGUUGGCGGACAGCAACAAGCAGAAUGAAUACCUGCAGAAGGAAAUCAAAGAUCUGAAAUCGAGUGUCAACGUAUAUCGUCAGGAGAUAUCGGACAAGGAUGGCGAUAUCAAGAGACUUCGAGCUUCCAUAGCAGACAAGCAAUCCAUCAUGGAGGGGUACGUUGCCGAGAUCACCAGAAUGAAAGAUGCAGCGAAGACCGAAAAGUCCUCAAACAAAGAGUACGAGUCCUUGAAGCUUAAAUUUGAUGAAGUUUGCAAGGAGAGAGAUUCAUUACAACGUGAAGUCGCUCGGUUGGUCGCGAAGAGGCAAACAGACGUCUCUGUGGAGUUGGAGAAUCAAACGGAUGGUUACCGCAGACAACUUCGUGAUAAAGAUGAGACCAUUCAUCGAUUGCGUAAAGAAAGUCUAACCUUACAGUCCGAGAGUGAGACAUGGAAAACCAGAGCGCUAUUAUCUGUUCCUCAAGUUGAGGGGAAGGAGUGCGACUCACUGCAACGCCGUUAUGAUAGCCUGUGGAGUGAGAAAGAAACCUUGAGAAAGGAGCUUGCUGAGAUGAUGACAAGACCCCACAGCUCGUCCGUGAAUGUUGAAAGCCAUCGGCAAGAGAUAAGGGAGAAGGAGAUCGCCAUAGACAGGCUCCGUUCCGAGAACAUCACACUACAGGCUCAAAUUGAGGCGCUGAAGAAGGAGGCGGUUGAUAUCAGCACAAGAUCUGACUACACAAUGAGAGUGUACACCAGUUCAGUCCAGUUGGACAGCAAUGAAGAAUUCUAUCGUACGGAGAUCAAAGAUAGGGAUGCAGUUAUCGACAAGCUGCGAUCGGAAACGAUGACUCUGCACGCCGAAAUAGACGGAAUGAAACGUGACAUGCGGUCUUACUACAGCAGAACCGAGUUUGAAGCUUUACAGUUGAAGUACGACGAAAUAUUGAAAGACAGGGAUGCCCUCCGUGAACAACUUUUGGAAGUCAGGUCAACAAGCGAAAGGGAUGUGUCUGUUCACAUUGAGAGCCGCAUGGAAGGAUUCCAACAAGAAGUAAGGGAGCGGGAAGCCUUAAUUGACAAGUUGCGCUCAGAGAACUUGAUCACCCGCAACGAGCUUGAAACAUUGAAGAGAGAAAUUGGCGGAAAGGCCUCUGUCACUGAUGGUUACCUUGGGGAAAUCGAACGCCUCAGGCAAGAGAUCGUAACCUUGAAGACCAGCAGUUCAGACUACGACACCCUGAAGAGGACUUACGAAGAAGUGUGCAAAGAGAGGGACUUUGUACGUAACCAGUUGAUGGAGUUCAAGACACAAAGCGAGAACGAAAUCUCAGUUCACCUCGAGAGCUAUUAUCAAGCCUACAAACAAGACGUCAGAGAGAAAGAAAUUGCCAUUGAUAGGAUGCGUACAGAAAAUACCACUUUGAAGGCUGAGUUGGAAGGAGUACGAAGAGAAAUGGCAACUUUCUACAAGAGAACAGAGUACGAGUCUUUGAAGCUUCAAUACGAUGAAAUGUGGAAGGAAAGGGACGCCCUCCGAGAGGAGCUGAUAGAUUUCAAGUCAAAAUCUGAGCGCGAUGUUCUGAUCCAAGUGGAAAACAAGACUGUUAUCUUCCAGAAAGAGAUCAGAGAAAAGGAAAUGGAGAUCGCCAAGCUUCGCUCCGAGGCCAUGUCAAUCCAGAUGAACUUUGAUGUGCUCAAGCGAGACUUUGAGAGCAAACAACACUUGAUCGAAGGCUUCCAAUCCGAGAUUGAGCGACUCAAAGGCGACAUCAUCACACUCAAGUCAACAACGGUCACCACCACAGAAUACGAGUCACUGCGACGAAUGUACGAAGACGUGUUGAAGGAGAGAGAUGCCAUUCGACUUGAGCUGAUUGAGUUUAGAUCUAACAGCGAGCGCGAACUUGCUAUCCAAGUGGAAAACCAAAUCAGAGUCUACCGUGAGGAGAUCAGGGACAAAGAAGUCGCCAUUAGCAACUUCCGUUCUGAAAACAUGAAGUCCCAAGCAGAGUUUGAGACACUCAAGAGAGAAGCUGACAGCAAGCAGUAUAUGAUAGAUGGAUACUUGGUGGAGAUCGACCGCCUGAAGAACGAGAUCAGUGCAUUAAACAAACGCAUUGUGGAGUUCGAGUCUGUCAAGCGAUCUUACGAAGAUGUCUGCCGAGAACGUGAUUACAUCCAGAGGCAGUUUGCAGAUUUCAAAUCCAGGAGCGAACAAGAUACAACCUUUCAAAUUCAAAUCCAAACUGAUGGUUUCCGACAAGAGAUCAAAGAGAAAGAUCUGGCCAUUGAAAGAUUCUCGUCCCAGAACAAACUUCUUAUGGAAGAGGUUGAUGGAUUGAAGAGGGAACGAAGCACUUUCUACAGCAAAUCAGAAUACGAUUCCUUGAGGCAACAGUAUGAAGAAAUGUGGAAAGAAAGAGAUGCUCUUCGUGGACAGAUUGCUGAGCUAAGAUCCAAGAGUGAAAGGGACCUAAUCGUUCAGAUAGAAAGUCGCACCGAAACGUACCGCACAGAGAUAAGAGAGAAAGAAACCAUCAUCAGUCGCUUGCAGUCCGAGAGCAUGAAGUACCAGACAGAAAUAGAUGGUCUGAAGAGGCAACUGGGCAACCAGGAGGCUUAUCUGAUUGAAAUUGAACGCCUAAAGAAAGAAGUUAACGCACUGAGAUUCCCAGACAUCCGUGGUAGCGCAGAGUUUAUCUCCUUGCAGCGAACUUACGAAGAAGUUUGUAAAGAACGAGAUGCAUUAAGAGGCCAAGUUGUUGACAUCAAGAUGAAGGGAGAUCAAGAGCACGAAAACCAAGUGAGAAUCUACCGUGAAGAAAUCAGGGAGAAAGAAGAAGAAAUCAACAGACUUCGAUCAGAGGGCAUGACAUUCAAGGCUGAAAUUGAAGGAUUCAAAAGAGACCUCGGCAACCAAGAGGCUUAUCUGAUUGAAAUUGAACGUUUGAAGAAAGAGGUUAACACACUGAGAUUCCCAGACAUCCGUGCCAGCGCAGAGUUUAUCUCCUUGCAACAAACUUACGAAGAAGUUUGCAAAGAGCGAGACGCACUGAGAGGCCAAGUUAUUGACAUCAAGAUGAAAGGAGACCAAGAGCAUGAAAGCCAAGUCAGAAUCUACCGUGAAGAGGUCAGAGAGAAAGAAGUAGAAAUCAACAGACUUCGAUCAGAAGGAAUGGCAUUCAAGGUUGAAAUUGAAGGAUUUAAAAGAGAUCUCGGCAACCAGGAGGCCUAUCUGAUUGAAAUUGAACGCCUCAAGAAGGAAGUUACCACACUUAGAUUCCCUGACAUCCGUGGUAGCGCAGAGUUUAUCUCCUUAAAGCGAACCUACGAAGAAGUCUGUAAAGAACGAGACGCAUUGAGAGGCCAGGUUGUUGACAUUAAGAUGAAGGGAGACCAAGAGCAUGAGAACCAAGUCAGAAUCUACCGUGAAGAGAUCAGAGAGAAGGAAGUAGCAAUGGAAAAUCUUCGCGUGGAAAGCAUGUCAUUUAAGGCCGAAAUUGAAAGAUUAAAGAGAGAUCUCGGUAAUCAAGACGCCUAUUUGAUUGAAAUAGACCGCUUGAAGAAGGAAGUCAACACAUUAAGGUUCCCAGACAUCCGUGGCAGCGCAGAGUUUAUCUCCUUGCACCGAACUUACGAAGAAGUUUGCAAAGAACGAGAUGCACUGAGAGGCCAAGUGGUUGACAUCAAGAUGAAGGGAGACCAAGAGCAUGAAAGCCAAGUGAAAAUUUAUCGCGAAGAGAUCAGCGAGAAAGAAAUGGAAAUCAACAGGCUUCGAUCAGAAGGAAUGGCAUUCAAGGCUGAAAUUGACGGAUUCAAGAGAGACCUCCGCAACCAGGAAGCCUAUUUGAUCGAAAUUGAACGCCUCAAGAAAGAAGUCAACACAUUAAGGUUCCCGGACAUCCGUGGUAGUGCGGAGUUCGUCUCCUUACAGCGCACAUACGACGAGGUUUGCAAAGAACGAGAUACACUGAGAGGCCAGGUUAUAGAUAUCAAGAUGAAGGGAGACCAAGAGCAUGAAAACCAAAUCACAAUGUACCGUGAAGAGAUUAGAGAGAAGGAAAUUGAAAUCAACAGACUUCGCACCGAAAUCAUGACAUUUAAGGCAGAAAUUGAAGGAUUGAAGAGGGACCUGACGACCACUAAGCAGCGAAGUGAGAUAGAGGUGGAACGCGUUAGGAAGGAAUCAUCAGUAAUAAGCCCUUCCGUUAUCCGCAGCAGUGCCGAGUUUGUCACCCUACAACGAUCAUAUGAAGCAAUCUGCCAAGAGAGAGACAGCCUCCGCCAGCAAAUGAUCGACACGAGAACAAAGAACGAGCGUGAAGUGUCCAUUCAAAUCGACAAUCAAGCAAGAGUUUACCGUGAAGAAAUCAAGGAGAAAGAUGCCGCUUUACAGAUGCUUCGUUCAGAAGCGAUCACACUUCGAGCUGAAGUCGAGUCGCUAAAGCGUGACCUCCGAAUUGCACAGGAAACACCUGUACAUGACACGAAGAUGGAACAAGAACUGUUUAACCUGAGAACAAAGUUUGCCAAACUCCAAGAAGAAUACAACAUCGUCAUGUUGGCAAAGAGCAAGUUGGAGGAGGAGAUGGUCAUCAAAGUCAACAGUGGAAUGGCUGACAAACAAGACUACAUCUACAAGAUUGAGAAGGAGAAUAGAGAAUUGAAGUCCGAGAACGAGUAUUACGAGAAGACCUCAACAACGGUCACCACCACAGAAUACGAGUCACUGCAACGAAUGUACGAAGACGUGUUGAAGGAGAGAGAUGCCAUUCGACUUGAGCUGAUUGAGUUUAGAUCCAACAGCGAGCGUGAACUUGCUAUCCAAGUGGAAAACCAAAUCAGAGUCUACCGUGAGGAUAUCAGGGAGAAAGAAGUCGCCAUUAGCAACUUCCGCUCUGAAAACAUGAAGUUCCAAGCAGAGUUUGAGACGUUCAAGAGAGAAGCUGACAGCAAGCAGUAUAUGAUAGAUGGAUACUUGGUGGAGAUCGACCGCCUGAAGAACGAGAUCAAUGCAUUAAACAAACGCAUUGUGGAGUUCGAGUCUGUCAAGCGAUCUUACGAAGAUGUUUGCCGAGAACGUGAUUACAUCCAGAGGCAGUUUGCAGAUUUCAAAUCCAGGAGCGAACAAGAUACAACCUUUCAAAUUCAAAUCCAAACUGAUGGUUUCCGACAAGAGAUCAAAGAGAAAGAUCUGGCCAUUGAAAGAUUCUCGUCCCAGAACAAACUUCUUAUGGAAGAGGUUGAUGGAUUGAAGAGGGAACGAAGCACUUUCUACAGCAAAUCAGAAUACGAUUCCUUGAGGCAACAGUAUGAAGAAAUGUGGAAAGAAAGAGAUGCUCUUCGUGGACAGAUUGCUGAGCUAAGAUCCAAGAGUGAAAGGGACCUAAUCGUUCAGAUAGAAAGUCGCACCGAAACGUACCGCACAGAGAUAAGAGAGAAAGAAACCAUCAUCAGUCGCUUGCAGUCCGAGAGCAUGAAGUACCAGACAGAAAUAGAUGGUCUGAAGAGGCAACUGGGCAACCAGGAGGCUUAUCUGAUUGAAAUUGAACGCCUAAAGAAAGAAGUUAACGCACUGAGAUUCCCAGACAUCCGUGGUAGCGCAGAGUUUAUCUCCUUGCAGCGAACUUACGAAGAAGUUUGUAAAGAACGAGAUGCAUUAAGAGGCCAAGUUGUUGACAUCAAGAUGAAGGGAGAUCAAGAGCACGAAAACCAAGUGAGAAUCUACCGUGAAGAAAUCAGGGAGAAAGAAGAAGAAAUCAACAGACUUCGAUCAGAGGGCAUGACAUUCAAGGCUGAAAUUGAAGGAUUCAAAAGAGACCUCGGCAACCAAGAGGCUUAUCUGAUUGAAAUUGAACGUUUGAAGAAAGAGGUUAACACACUGAGAUUCCCAGACAUCCGUGCCAGCGCAGAGUUUAUCUCCUUGCAACAAACUUACGAAGAAGUUUGCAAAGAGCGAGACGCACUGAGAGGCCAAGUUAUUGACAUCAAGAUGAAAGGAGACCAAGAGCAUGAAAGCCAAGUCAGAAUCUACCGUGAAGAGGUCAGAGAGAAAGAAGUAGAAAUCAACAGACUUCGAUCAGAAGGAAUGGCAUUCAAGGUUGAAAUUGAAGGAUUUAAAAGAGAUCUCGGCAACCAGGAGGCCUAUCUGAUUGAAAUUGAACGCCUCAAGAAGGAAGUUACCACACUUAGAUUCCCUGACAUCCGUGGUAGCGCAGAGUUUAUCUCCUUAAAGCGAACCUACGAAGAAGUCUGUAAAGAACGGGACGCAUUGAGAGGCCAGGUUGUUGACAUUAAGAUGAAGGGAGACCAAGAGCAUGAGAACCAAGUCAGAAUCUACCGUGAAAAGAUCAGAGAGAAAGAAGUAGCAAUGGAAAAUCUUCGCGUGGAGAGCAUGUCAUUUAAGGCAGAAAUUGAAAGAUUAAGGAGAGAUCUCGGUAAUCAAGACGCCUAUUUGAUUGAAAUAGACCGUUUGAAGAAGGAAGUCAACACAUUAAAGUUCCCUGACAUCCGUGGCAGCGCAGAGUUUAUUUCCUUGCAGCAAACAUACGAAGAACUUUGCAAAGAACGAGACGCACUGAGAGGCCAAGUGGUAGAUAUCAAGAUGAAGGGAGAACAGAACCUUGAAAACCAAGUCAGAAUUUAUCGUGAAGAGAUUAGGGAGAAGGAAGUAGAAAUCAACAGACUUCGAUCAGAAGGCAUAACAUUCAAGGCUGAAAUUGAAGGCUUCAAGAGAGACCUCGGCAACCAAGAGGCUUAUCUAAAUGAAAUUGAACGCUUGAAGAAAGAGGUUAACACACUGAGAUUCCCAGACAUCCGUAGCAGCGCAGAGUUUAUCUCCUUGCACCGAACUUACGAAGAAGUUUGCAAAGAACGAGAUGCACUGAGAGGCCAAGUGGUUGACAUCAAGAUGAAGGGAGACCAAGAGCAUGAAAGCCAAGUGAAAAUUUAUCGCGAAGAGAUCAGAGAGAAAGAAGUAGAAAUCAACAGACUUCGAUCAGAAGGAAUGGCAUUCAAGGCUGAAAUCGACGGAUUCAAGAGAGACCUCGCCAACCAGGAAGUCUAUUUGAUGGAAAUUGAACGCCUCAAGAAAGAAGUCAACACAUUAAGGUUCCCGGACAUCCGUGGUAGUGCGGAGUUCGUCUCCUUACAGCGCACAUACGAAGAGGUUUGCAAAGAACGAGAUACACUGAGAGGCCAGGUUAUAGAUAUCAAGAUGAAGGGAGACCAAGAGCAUGAAAACCAAAUCACAAUGUACCGUGAAGAGAUUAGAGAGAAGGAAAUUGAAAUCAACAGACUUCGCACCGAAAUCAUGACAUUUAAGGCAGAAAUUGAAGGAUUGAAGAGGGACCUGACGACCACUAAGCAGCGAAGUGAGAUAGAGGUGGAACGCGUUAGGAAGGAAUCAUCAGUAAUAAGCCCUUCCGUUAUCCGCAGCAGUGCCGAGUUUGUCACCCUACAACGAUCAUAUGAAGCAAUCUGCCAAGAGAGAGACAGCCUCCGCCAGCAAAUGAUCGACACGAGAACAAAGAACGAGCGUGAAGUGUCCAUUCAAAUCGACAAUCAAGCAAGAGUUUACCGUGAAGAAAUCAAGGAGAAAGAUGCCGCUUUACAGAUGCUUCGUUCAGAAGCGAUCACACUUCGAGCUGAAGUCGAGUCGCUAAAGCGUGACCUCCGAAUUGCACAGGAAACACCUGUACAUGACACGAAGAUGGAACAAGAACUGUUUAACCUGAGAACAAAGUUUGCCAAACUCCAAGAAGAAUACAACAUCGUCAUGUUGGCAAAGAGCAAGUUGGAGGAGGAGAUGGUCAUCAAAUCAACAACGGUCACCACCACAGAAUACGAGUCACUGCAACGAAUGUACGAAGACGUGUUGAAGGAGAGAGAUGCCAUUCGACUUGAGCUGAUUGAGUUUAGAUCCAACAGCGAGCGUGAACUUGCUAUCCAAGUGGAAAACCAAAUCAGAGUCUACCGUGAGGAUAUCAGGGAGAAAGAAGUCGCCAUUAGCAACUUCCGCUCUGAAAACAUGAAGUUCCAAGCAGAGUUUGAGACGUUCAAGAGAGAAGCUGACAGCAAGCAGUAUAUGAUAGAUGGAUACUUGGUGGAGAUCGACCGCCUGAAGAACGAGAUCAAUGCAUUAAACAAACGCAUUGUGGAGUUCGAGUCUGUCAAGCGAUCUUACGAAGAUGUUUGCCGAGAACGUGAUUACAUCCAGAGGCAGUUUGCAGAUUUCAAAUCCAGGAGCGAACAAGAUACAACCUUUCAAAUUCAAAUCCAAACUGAUGGUUUCCGACAAGAGAUCAAAGAGAAAGAUCUGGCCAUUGAAAGAUUCUCGUCCCAGAACAAACUUCUUAUGGAAGAGGUUGAUGGAUUGAAGAGGGAACGAAGCACUUUCUACAGCAAAUCAGAAUACGAUUCCUUGAGGCAACAGUAUGAAGAAAUGUGGAAAGAAAGAGAUGCUCUUCGUGGACAGAUUGCUGAGCUAAGAUCCAAGAGUGAAAGGGACCUAAUCGUUCAGAUAGAAAGUCGCACCGAAACGUACCGCACAGAGAUAAGAGAGAAAGAAACCAUCAUCAGUCGCUUGCAGUCGGAGAGCAUGAAGUACCAGACAGAAAUAGAUGGUCUGAAGAGGCAACUGGGCAACCAAGAGGGUUAUCUGAUUGAAAUUGAACGCCUGAAGAAAGAAGUUAACGCACUGAGAUUCCCAGACAUCCGUGCCAGCGCAGAGUUUAUCUCCUUGCGGCGAACUUACGAAGAGGUUUGUAAAGAGCGAGACGCACUGAGAGGCCAAGUUAUUGACAUCAAGACGAAAGGAGACCAAGAGCAUGAGAACCAAGUCAGAAUCUACCGUGAAGAGAUCAGAGAGAAAGAUGUAGAAAUCAACAGACUUCGAUCAGAAGGAAUGGCAUUCAAGGCUGAAAUUGAAGGAUUUAAAAGAGAUCUCGGCAACCAGGAGGCCUAUCUGAUUGAAAUUGAACGCCUCAAGAAGGAAGUUACCACACUUAGAUUCCCUGACAUCCGUGGUAGCGCAGAGUUUAUCUCCUUAAAGCGAACCUACGAAGAAGUCUGUAAAGAACGAGACGCAUUGAGAGGCCAGGUUGUUGACAUUAAGAUGAAGGGAGACCAAGAGCAUGAGAACCAAGUCAGAAUCUACCGUGAAGAGAUCAGAGAGAAGGAAGUAGCAAUGGAAAAUCUUCGCUUGGAAAGCAUGUCAUUUAAGGCCGAAAUUGAAAGAUUAAAGAGAGAUCUCGGUAAUCAAGACGCCUAUUUGAUUGAAAUAGACCGCUUGAAGAAGGAAGUCAACACAUUAAGGUUCCCAGACAUCCGUGGCAGCGCAGAGUUUAUCUCCUUGCACCGAACUUACGAAGAAGUUUGCAAAGAACGAGAUGCACUGAGAGGCCAAGUGGUUGACAUCAAGAUGAAGGGAGACCAAGAGCAUGAAAGCCAAGUGAAAAUUUAUCGCGAAGAGAUCAGAGAGAAAGAAGUAGAAAUCAACAGACUUCGAUCAGAAGGAAUGGCAUUCAAGGCUGAAAUCGACGGAUUCAAGAGAGACCUCGCCAACCAGGAAGUCUAUUUGAUGGAAAUUGAACGCCUCAAGAAAGAAGUCAACACAUUAAGGUUCCCGGACAUCCGUGGUAGUGCGGAGUUCGUCUCCUUACAGCGCACAUACGAAGAGGUUUGCAAAGAACGAGAUACACUGAGAGGCCAGGUUAUAGAUAUCAAGAUGAAGGGAGACCAAGAGCAUGAAAACCAAAUCACAAUGUACCGUGAAGAGAUUAGAGAGAAGGAAAUAGAAAUCAAGAGACUUCGCACCGAAAUCAUGACAUUUAAGGCAGAAAUUGAAGGAUUGAAGAGGGACCUGACGACCACUAAGCAGCGAAGUGAGAUAGAGGUGGAACGCGUUAGGAAGGAAUCAUCAGUAAUAAGCCCUUCCGUUAUCCGCAGCAGUGCCGAGUUUGUCACCCUACAACGAUCAUAUGAAGCAAUCUGCCAAGAGAGAGACAGCCUCCGCCAGCAAAUGAUCGACACGAGAACAAAGAACGAGCGUGAAGUGUCCAUUCAAAUCGACAAUCAAGCAAGAGUUUACCGUGAAGAAAUCAAGGAGAAAGAUGCCGCUUUACAGAUGCUUCGUUCAGAAGCGAUCACACUUCGAGCUGAAGUCGAGUCGCUAAAGCGUGACCUCCGAAUUGCACAGGAAACACCUGUACAUGACACGAAGAUGGAACAAGAACUGUUUAACCUGAGAACAAAGUUUGCCAAACUCCAAGAAGAAUACAACAUCGUCAUGUUGGCAAAGAGCAAGUUGGAGGAGGAGAUGGUCAUCAAAGUCAACAGUGGAAUGGCUGACAAACAAGACUACAUCUACAAGAUUGAGAAGGAGAAUAGAGAAUUGAAGUCCGAGAACGAGUAUUACGAGAAGACCGUGGACGAAAAGAAUGCAGCCAUUGGUGAUUUUCGCCUGAAGGUCAGAAACUUGCAGGAAAAAGUUGAGAAUCUGAAGAAAGAGAUUUUUGUCGCUGAAGAAGCCUACGAGAAAGCGGAACUUCGCCUGAAGGAGGUGCUGAAAGCAGACUACAAGCCUGUGACAACAUAUGAAGUCCGUCGCUAUCGACUCUCAACAGCGGAGUCCCCCACAGGCACCCAUAACAGUUCAGGAUCCACCUACGCUGUGAACAAAGCCGCGUCCAGUGAUGGUGACGCUUUGCAGUUUAGUGCCACAUCGACCCCAAUGAAAUCUGCGCUUGAUGGCGAACGUACAGAAGUUGUGCAUAACAGCGGCACCGUCACCACAUCAACAGGGCUAGACAGGGACCUGGCCAGGGCUGAAGGAAACUUUCAAAGUAGCGAGGAUACUACCACAAGUACCAAGACCGUGCUGAUGACAGACAAGGUUGACGGAGUCGCUGAUUCUGGUGUUGCUGGCACCAGUUACCGCUCUACGUAUUCCAGUCAGCCGUCAACCUACAGGACCACUUCUGCCACAACCUACCGUACAACCACAGGACGUACGUCUGUUUCUGGAGGGUCUGGCUACAGAACCUCCUACCCCACUGGGCGGAAGUACUCCGGCCGCUAUUUAGUCACAAGGAAGUUCUAUUGAAGAAAAUCAUCAGUCUACCAGUGGGACUGGUCUUGCUGCUAAAAGAGAGACACUUUCAAAUUAAAGACUACUAUUUCAUUGUCAUCUUUAGUACGCAACAACAAUUGCGUUUGCAUCAAUAUCUAACUAAAACGAAUAGGGUCAGGGUCAUGAUAUCGUAGACGAUUCUGCCUUAAAUAAGAAUCCAGUGAAAUUCG